Annulohypoxylon maeteangense is the source of this 3854-nucleotide messenger RNA. RefSeq names its product DUF1708-domain-containing protein. The transcript is spliced from 6 exons. Lineage: Eukaryota; Fungi; Ascomycota; Sordariomycetes; Xylariales; Hypoxylaceae. The coding region runs from base 566 to 3652 and encodes 1028 amino acids. The record is from RefSeq and is a predicted model, not a curated record.
CCCCUUCGACUGACGAUUAGAAGUUUUUGAAACCUUUUCCCAUGCGUGCAUCUUGAUACCCUUCGUUUUACUACUUCACUACUUCAGCACUUCACGCAUUAUCCGUGAAGUCUUCAAUUCUAAUCGUUUGAUAUUUUCGUUCUCUUUUUUUUAUUUUUCAUUUUUCCUUUUUCUUUCCCGUCCCCGUCGAGGUGUGUGGUGCGCCUCCCCCUAUUAAUUCCAUACCCUGGAAAGUUGAAGUUUUCCCGGCAGAGAAUAUCUCAAUCAUACCCAUCGUACCCAUCAAUAUCCCCGUCUGAACGGUGUCGGUGUCGAGCAAUAACAAUUUGAUAUUAUUACUACUUGAUACCCAACCCAACCCCCACCCCAGUGUGCGCAACUUGGUCCAAGUCCCCCAAGUCGUCUAUCGUCUACCGUCUUUCUCUUCAAACAUCUUAUGCGUUAGCCUGUGCCAGACCUCCCACUAUCAAAACACCCACUCGGCUAUCUAUUUCCAAGAUUCUUCAAUCUCUAGACGUGUCGUCUCGUAUCCAUCUACAUAACUACCUCCUCACAACCAAUCACCAUGCCGAGCCUCUUCUCGAGAAUAAGGGGCAAGGAUGGAGCGAAACUGAAGUCGAAAAAGAACGCCCAUCUUAACGACUUGACGCAUCAAUUGUCCAACAAGCCGCGCUGGGAAGAUGCAUACACGCGAACAACCAUCGAGCCAGAAGAAGUCCAAGAACUAAUCAAGAUUUGUACAGAGGAGCUUAAAGCAAGAGCUCUCGAUCUACCCUUUCUUCUUCUCCCAUUCCGCCCAACUUCUGACCCUAGCGCUGUACGCACCUUUAUCCGCCACUUUUUCGAUGGCAACCAAAACUUGCGCGGUGAAGCCCUCCUGCAGGAGCUACGGAUGACCGAGCCUAUGGUUAUAUCCGGUGUUCUGAAAUGGUGCUGGAGCAGACUACAGGGUGGCAUCGUGGGAUGGGAUGCCUACGAGCUAUUCAAGGUUGGAGAGCAAGACUCGAGCAUGGCGCGCGACUCCUUCUCGACUUUUAUCCCAUUAAGCGUUGAGAACCAGGCAAGAUCCCAAAUCAUCUUCAACUAUUUUGAUUUACUCUCCGCCAUCGCAGCUCAUGGCAAAUCCAAUGGCUUUGGUGGCCGUAAACUGUCUCGUAUGGCGGCAUGGUGGGCCUUCGACCAUAAGGAUGCCGGUAACGGUUUUGAAGGCGGGUACAAAUCGUGGUUGAGCGCUGCUGAUGCUACGAGCCACAUGUUCUUUGCCUACUUGAGAUCCUUAUCUCCCCAGCAAGCUCGUGCGGGCAUAUCCAUGCUCCCGAUGUCCCUGCAGAAACUCCUGCAGGAAACCGAGUAUCCCCCGCAAACUCCGUCGUUAUUGAUGUCAUCUACCUACAAGGUUGUCAUGAUUGUUGAUACCGUAUCACCGACACCAUUUGCACUCCUGCGCCGUGCUAACCAUUUCCAAUAUCGCGAUGAAGAUCAAGCGCUUCGUGAAUUUUCCGAAUUCGAGGAUCCCGUAAAGGCUCUAACUGAAGAAUGCCGCAGAGUUCUCAAAGCGAUUUCUCUCGCAAAUCAAUCUCAGGUUUCUAGCUCGAAGCACUCAACUAGUCUACGAGAUGCUUCAUGGUCGCGAUUCGAGGAUAUCGGUUUUGGGGAUACCUUAGAAGAGGAGGAAGAGGAUGAGGAGACAGUUAAGAUUAACCAGAUUCGAAAUCCACGCGGGCUACGAACCACCCCGGCAUCAGGUGGAAACCUUGGAAGACCAACUACACCCUCUUGGGCCGAUUUCCUGUCUUCCGGUUUCGUCGAUGAUGCGCCGAAUAGUCCGUCGAACCUCUUGCUACCACCAGAUAAGAUCCUGCCACCUAUCGAGACGGUUGUCCGACAACGUAGUUCGCAAUCGCACCGCCCACGAUUGGAAAGCACGACUCAGCUGGAACCCGGUGAAUUAGCUAGCAUUAGUCGAUUUGACCUCGAUGACGCGUUUUGGUGGGUGUGGAUGAGCAGUUUGGCCCCCGAGGAGACUGCUGAGCGUAAAUCUGCGUUUGGAAGAUGUUCCGUAGUCGAGACGCUCAUCCGCCAAGGCCGGUGGCUUGUGAUGGAAGAGAUGGUGAAAGGUGCCGCUCCGGAACCUGGUGCGAAUGCCUAUAUUGCAGAGAAGAAAGGCUUCUUCAGUUGGACUAGGCGUGGACGAGGCGUGUCCCGAAGCAAAUCAACCUCGAAACCGAUUGCCGGUGGCCAGUCGAACCCUGGUACUGUUACUGGUGCUGGUUUAAGCAAGACCAGCAUUGGACCCGACCAGCAUGCGAAGAUUCAGGCGGCCGCGCAAAAACUUCAAGCUAAACAGCUCCAGGAACAACAAACACUCCCAAAGGCGGAAAGGCGUGGACGUACGGAUGCCGAUGUUCUCAAGGAAAAGACCAACAGCAUUCUUACCCUACAGCCGGGCGUGGUGAACGUGGCCUCUCCGGCUAUGAAGUGGGCGAACAAGUACGACAAGGAAGCUAUUCGUGAGGCGUAUCUCGGCAACGCCUUUGCCGGUCGUGGUAUAUCACAAACAUCCCUUCAGUUGCCUAGCCAUCCACCAGCGAACGGACUCGUGACAAAUGGCAGUAGCCUAAAGCUAGAAGCAUCAGAACAUGCUCCAUCUCCGGCCGUUGCCCCGCCGCCCCCACCACCGCAACCGCAGGCGCAACCCGAACCCGAACAAGAAUCCCCGGUCAUGAUCACACCUGUUGCGACUUCGCCACCGGUCGCGGAAAAGAAGCUUGAAGCUCCGCAGGGAAUUCACCCCGCAGAGCGAUCAGGACCCACGGGUAGAGAUUCGCCUUUGCCCCCACCUCCGCGUGAAGAGAACUUAGAAGCUGCUCGGGAAAAUAUGCUUUCCCCGGUACCGAGUAGCCCUGAGAAUAAGAAGCACAAAAAGCUCCACAAGGAUGACAAGAAGACCGGCGGAUUUAGAAAGUUGUUCGGCCGAAACAAGAAUCGACAGUCCAAGUUGCCCGAGAAUGCAGCCACCGACAUCAAUAGCUUCCUUGCUUCGGAACCAUCGCAGAUAGCGCGAAGUGCUUCGCCAGCGCAGAAACCUCAACCGGUUCCUGUUGAGUCAGCUUUAGAGGCACCGGAAGAACGACCGGAAGAAAAGACGCCUACGCAAACACCGGUCACGCCGGUGCCCCAAAAGUCAUCCUACGACCCAUCUAUCGAUGACAACCUGUCUCGCGUUGAUACCGCAGAGGCCGCAGAGGCUCAUCAUGAGUUCUCUCGUUUCGACCAAGGGCCGCUCGUAGAGCAACCUGCCUUUGUCCCUGACGAGGAUCAGAGUGUUGAUUCGGCCGCACCGCCGCCGAUUGCUAGACAUCCCAGUAACCACCCCCCUACCGACGAAGACGACGAUGCGGGCGCACCGUCACCCUCCGUCCCGAUGCAAGAUCGAUGGGCUGCUAUUAGGAGGAACGCAGCCGAUCGCGCCGCACGACAGAGUGAGGAGCAGAGUCGGGGUGCGUAUAGCAAGACCACGGAUGGUGAUGACGACACCAGUGGUGAAGAGACUAUUGAAUCUCGUGUAGCUCGAAUUAAGGCCCGCGUUGCCGAGUUAACCGGGAAUAUGGAUGGUGCCGCUGGACCCGGAACGCCUCCUAGUCGCCGCUAGGGGCGGUAUUUUAGAUGAAGACUUGGGUACGAAACAAUACGGAUAUCAGCAUUAAACAUUCGCCUACAUCAUUUCGCCUAGAAGCCAUGGAUUCCAGAUGCAUUCUUCCCUUUAGUAGCAUUUGGCACGUGUCAAAUGUUCCUUAAUACAACCAACCAGCCUUGUGCGCUUUUUUUUCUAUUUCAAUGAUACCACUGGAACA